UGUUAGCUUGAGCGACAACUUAAGUGCUAGACGGCGUCUCGGAAAAAGAGGUGGGAACUUGCAAGACGGGGUUGGGGGAAAGAGAACAAUAAAAUGGAUUUGCAUGUGUCCAUCAAAGUCAUGGGGGUACACCUUGAAGUGCAGCAGGACACGUCCAGCUGUUUAUAUCACUGUCCAAUCUGCGCACUCGAGACUUUCAAGCCAACUGAUUUAAAAACAGCCAGAAAACACCUGGAGAGCCACACUGGGCGAUCCUUCCAUCAUGGAGGUUUGCGUUUCAGGGCCCACCGCACCAAUGCUAGUGGCCACCGCACCACUGCCAGUGCCCACUGCACCACCUGCUGCACCACUGCCAGUGCCCACUGCACCACCUGCUGCACCACUGCCAGUGCCCACUGCACCACCUGCUGCACCACUGCCAGGGCCCACAGCAUCACCUGCUGGACCGAAGAAAUAAACAUGCCCUGCUCUGAAGUCACGCAAGCCACAGCUUCAUCUCCUGUGAAGGGUCUCAAGACCGGUCCUGAAGAACUUAAAGUCGUUCUGAAAUUCGCUAAACUUACCGAAAACGCCACAGUUCCAACAAAGGGAUCUGCGAAAUCUGCGGGUUAUGACCUUUACAGUGCUUACGACUACUCCGUCGCCCCCAUGGAUAAAGUUGUAGUGAAGACAGACAUUCAGAUUGCAGUUCCCACUGGUUGCUACGGAAGAGUGGCUCCGAGGUCUGGAUUAGCUGCAAAAAACUUCAUAGAUGUUGGAGCUGGAGUUGUAGAUGAAGACUACAGAGGAAAUGUAGGAGUUGUGCUUUUCAACUUCAGUAAAGAAACAUUUGAAGUUAAAAAGGGGGAUCGUGUUGCGCAGCUGAUCUGUGAAAAAAUAUGCUACCCGGAAUUGGAGGAGCACAAGACUUUGGAUGAAACUGUUCGUGGGGCUGGUGGUUUUGGAUCCACUGGCAAAAAUUGAGACCACUUUUUUUUGGGUGUUUUCAUAGUUCAAGAUUUCCGUUUAUUACUGUAUAUGCUGUAAUUAAUAAUGUUGGUUUAUGUUUGGUUCAUUUUAUGAAUGUCUGCCACACAUAUUACAGAUAGUGAAGAUAUUACAGUUGGCAACUCUUACUUGUCAUUGUUUCAUAAUAAAGCAAUUUUGGCUAUUGGUUA
Messenger RNA from Anguilla rostrata (American eel), 1157 nucleotides. Its product is annotated as deoxyuridine 5'-triphosphate nucleotidohydrolase-like. Gene Ontology annotation, molecular function: dUTP diphosphatase activity; magnesium ion binding. The record is from RefSeq and is a predicted model, not a curated record. NCBI's taxonomy places the organism in Eukaryota, Metazoa, Chordata, Actinopteri, Anguilliformes, Anguillidae. Bases 94 to 963 code for a protein of 289 amino acids. Gene Ontology annotation, biological process: dUTP catabolic process; dUMP biosynthetic process. The transcript has 9 exons.